GGCAAACUCAGCGCUGCCGUCGCCCAUAACGGCACUUAAGCAUGGGCUCUGACUGAGUCGAGUUUGUCGAGGUGUACGCGUCUCAUUUCCCAGGUGUUUCACAUGAAUUACAUCCCUCUCGCCACCGUGGAGCGAAUUAGAAGAGCAAUUGACGAAGAGUGUUUUGUGAAUAAACAAUGAUGGAUAUGGUAGCGAUGCCUGCUCCUGCUCCUCCCCCGGUCUCUGGUCUUGGACCUGGUCUUGGUCUCGGACCUGGUCUCGGCCCCGGUCUGGGCUCUGGUCUUUGCACCGGUCUUGGCCCCGGCCCAGUACCUGGCCAAGAACCUGUCCAAAACCACCAGUGGCGUAGGAAACGUACAACUGUCAGAGCUAUGCUGUCUGAGACCCUUCCUCUUGAAGAAGCUGCUAAGUUGGAGAUGAAGGAGUUACCCUCUAAAACCCCUGUUUCGGUGUUGCAAGAGUUGCUCAGCCGAAGAGGCACUACACCAAAGUAUGAAUUGGUUCAGAUUGAAGGGGCAAUACAUGAGCCUACUUUCCGCUACCGUGUCACUGUAGCUGAUGUUGUUGCAAUGGGCACAGGGCGCUCUAAAAAGGAAGCCAAACAUGCUGCUGCUAAAGCUGUUUUAGACAAGCUGAUUGGUGGCCAAAGUGAUGGUCUGACGAACAAUCCUUCACCGUCCAUCCCAGAUGUGCAAAUUGUUUCUCCUUAUGAUGACAAGAUUCCUGGAAACCCUAUUGGAACCCUGCAGGAAUUGUGUAUGUCACGCCGAUGGCCUCCACCAUCAUAUGAAAUGGAAAGUGAGGAGGGUUUACCUCAUGAACGCCAGUUUACCAUUGCAUGUGCUAUUUUCAACCACAAAGAAAUUGGUUCAGGUAAAUCCAAAAAACUAGCUAAGCGACAAGCUGCUCAUAAAAUGUGGGAGAAACUGCAGGACUCUCCAAUGGAACACAACAACAUGCGUAUGGGAUACAAUGAAGAUGAUGAUGAGAUCUCUCGAGUGUCAAAUGUGGCGAGCCGCUUUGCAGGUCUGAAAGAUAGUAAAUUCCAUACCAUGACAGCCAUGCUAAAUGUGAAGGUUUCACAAUUCCACAAGAACAUAAAAUGCUCGACCGGGCCUAAGCUUGAUGAGCUCAAGACACAGGCAUUGAAUCAGCCUGAUUUCAACUAUGUGAAAUUCCUCCAGGAAAUUGCGGUUGAGCAAGAAAUUGAAGUAUCUUACAUUGACAUUGAAGAAAAGUCAAUGACAGGAAAGUUCCAGUGCUUGAUUCAACUCUCUACCCUGCCUGUUGCUGUCUGCUAUGGUUGUGGUCAUACCUCGAAAGAAGCUCAGUCUGCUGCAGCUCAAAACACUUUGGAGUAUUUGAAGAUCUUGACCAAGUUGUGAAGAGAUUGUUAAAGCACAGGUGAUGAUUUCUGAUACACCUCAUCAUUCAUUUGUGCAAAUGCGCUUGUCUGUGUCAGUUGAGACCUAUCAGAACUUUGAAGUUUUGUUUCAUUUUAACUUUUACGCUGUUUAAUUUUUUGGUUAGUAUAAUUUUUCUGAGCAUGUGUGUACCAUGUUCAGGGUAGUUGUCUUCAGAAUUGAAAUAGUUGAAGUUCAUCGAUAGGUCAAGUAAAAAUGUCUGUUUUUGGUUGCUCAGAGGUUAUCACCUGGUUAUUGGGUCUCUUUCCACUUUAAAAUUUUGACUUCAUGCAAAGCAUACCACUAUGCAAUAUGCAUGCAAAAGGGCAGUGCGGGCGGGCAUCAGUUGGUGCACCUAUCCGGCGCUCUGUCCUGUUUUCCUAUUGGCCCAGUCGCAUGCCAGGAAUGUGGCCGGGCCGUUCCGGUCGGCAGGCGCUCUGCUUCCCAAAUCAGAUCUUGAGCAAUGAAAGUAGCAAUGACAAUUAUUCAGAAUAAUAUUCAUUGCCAUUCUUUCUCAUUUAUUUUUCAAAUUUGGAUCUAGAUAUAGCCUAAAUAUCUAAACGUUCAUCAAUUUGUCGUAAAAACUAUUGUCUUAAGUUUUUCCUGGCUGAUAACUUUCUUCUAUUGUUCAAGUGUCUGAGUUGGCUGAGAACUGUGUGUACUGAACGGAAUGGCCCUCUUGAUACCCAGUCUUUUACAGUACAAGCUAUACUUUGCAUAGAAUUAGUGGAGUUUUUCCGUGAAUGCUGAUCACAUUUGUCAUGAUGAUUGAAAAUGCAAAAGUAAUUGUAUAAACAAAAAGUGGUUUGCACCAUUGAUAGUUUGACUCCUCUUUACAAGAGGUAUGGCAUGGUUUUAACUUUUGACACAUAUACACUUAAACAAAAAUAUAUAAAAAGAGAAAAUAUAUAAAAAAAAAUGUUGGGGGAUACCUCUUUAGGAAAAUGGGCAUUUAUUUAAUGCAAAGUAUAGAGGUUGUAAUAUUUGUUUGUGUACAGUACGGAAUUGUUAUGGUGAAUCCAGGAACAUUAGAAGCUGAGGGAUAGGCUGCUUAGCCGUAUGUAAAUUUUAAUUUAUCUGUGUACUUGCAGUUGAAAGGUCAUCCGUUUUUCAAUGAGCUCAAUAUGAACCAGAUGCAAAGUGAGAAAAGUAGGCUGUAGGAUGUGGAAAAAUACAGCCCCAUGACUAAGAUGCACAGCCCAUUGAAAGAUCUAAUGCUCGUGUAAAAUUAAUUAUUCCUAAUGGGGAAGCAUGUAUGUAUUGUUAACCGGUGUCAGUUUACAUUUUCUUUAUUUGUGUAUGCUGUGAUGAUAAUUAUUAAACAAAAGUAAGGGUUUCCUGUUAAUUUUGCUCUUUAUGAUACCUGUCAAGUAUUUAAGUCAUUUAUUUGUAUUUGUGAUAUGUGAUGUAAGGUCAAGCUUUCCAGUUUUGCUCGUGUUACCAGUUAUGUUGUUGUGUAGCUGAGUUUUUUUAGAUUUGAGCAUGUUUCUUCUUUUCCCUUAGCUUCUAAGGCUCCUGGUGUAUCUUUUUAUUAUUGUUCUGUAGAAAAUACAUUUGUCUGUCAGGAAUUAGAUUUUCGAUGUGCUUUGGCUGCACCUUCCAUGUUUCUUUCUUGCCAAGCACAUUUUGUUGUUCUGAUGUAAGCACAUGGACUUUGUACCAUGUUUUGUAAGUAACAUAUGCCUUGACAGCCUUGGUGCUUGAGGUUUCAGAUAUUUGAGUAGCCACUGCACAUCACAUCUUUCCAUUUUGGUGCCGAAACCAGUUUUAGAAUGAAUUUAUGGUCUAAGUAGGUAUGUGUGUUUGUAAAUAUUUAUUCUAUCUAUGUAUUUGAUGUGGAUACUUCAAAAUGUUUUCAAGACGCUAUCAUCUCUCGUUCAUGGUUUAUUUAUUUAUGGCAUUGAAAGAUUUUCUUUUGACCGCAACAAUUUGGUUUAUAUCAUAUCUAGUUGAAUUAAGCAUCAUAGUAUUCCAACCUAUGUCAAUUGAUUAUGCUCUUUUUUUCUGCUUGUGAGGACAUACUACUUCAUCAGUAUUGAAUGGCCAUGUACCAAGUGUACUACUUGCCCUUUGUGAUUUUUGUAUUGUGUAGCUCAGCUAUCCAUCCCUCAUCUGUUGUGCUUAUGGAAUGGUCAUUGUUUAAAGAUAUGUUGUUCUGAUAUCUGACCACGUGAGUGUAUUUAUUUUUGUGUGCGUGUGAGUGUGUUGAUUAAUUUAUUGAUCUUCAGGCCUGCAAUUUUGUUUUGAUUCCUAAAGCGCAGCCCCACAUUGAGAAUGGACUAUAAUUUAUCACCUGAAGCCCUUUACUUUUUACUGGACAAUAUGUCUUUGUGAAACUUAAACAAAUUAAACAAGUUAUCAACAUGUGAUUUGAGGUUUAGUGUCAGUUUCCAAUCUUUUCGUAAGCACUUUUGUUGAAACAAACCAUUUGUUAGUACGAAUCUCAGUGUUGUCCUAUAAUCUUUUAACUUGACUGGUGGAUGAACCCUACCUUUUUGAUUGGUUUCAUUGUAUUUUUGUUUUUGUACCUUGAAACAUUGGCUGUACCUGUAACUACAAUUUUUGUUUUACAUAUUAACUGCUUGCUGGUAUGUAUUGCAAGUUUUUAAUCUAUGUUAUUGCAUAAUCAAAGUCAUUAAGCCUAGCAAUUAUGAUAGUAUGAAUCUUUUGUUCUACUUUUGAAAUAUCUUGACUUCUUUUUGGACUGCUUUUUCUGUGCUCUAAUGAUUCAUUGUUAAUGUUUCAUUCGCCUUUUACUGAUGCAUAAUAUGUUAACAUUCUCCAUAAUAGCCAUGAUCUCGCCAGAUGAAUCAGGAUUUUUAGGUGUGUUCUUGUACCUUAUUGCCUCAAGUGUCUGUGGCCUUCUAUGAAUUUAUUUGUACAUUGUAAUAUUACCAGUGUAGUUGCAGAGAUGUGUGUUAUGUGACCAUUGUGACAUAGUGUAUUGACUCUGUACUUGCAGUACAAAUGUAUUUUCUAAAUCAUCACUACAGUGACCAUACAUAAUUCCAAAUAAAUCUGUACUCCUAUUA
Molecule: messenger RNA, 4435 nt
Organism: Frankliniella occidentalis (western flower thrips)
Lineage: Eukaryota; Metazoa; Arthropoda; Insecta; Thysanoptera; Thripidae
Product: RISC-loading complex subunit tarbp2
Exons: 9
Coding region: 177-1385 (402 amino acids)
Source: RefSeq, a predicted model, not a curated record